AUGUCGGGCGUCGGCGCGGUUUUGCUGCUGUUCCGCCGGGGGCUGUUCUUUUGCUGCGCGCCCCCGCAGGUGGACCGCCUGGCCGACCAGCUGGAGCUCGAGCGCGGCCGCCACGCGGCGCAGCUGGCCUCGGAGCGGGAGCGCUGGGAGACCGAGCGGGAGCAGCAGGCCGGCGCCCUCGGCGGCACGCUCCAGCGGCAGCUGGAGCGGGUGGAGCAGGAGCUUCAGCGGGAGGCGCAGGCCAGGGAGUUCUGGCAGCAGGAGUGCGCCGCCAUCGAGGAGAAGCGGGACAUCCUCGAGGCGAAGCUCGCCGGCGCCCUGCUCACCAGCGAGGCCCACGGCUGCAUCCACUGCGGCACGCCCUGCGCACGGUGCUUGCCCUCGACAGCGCCGCCACAGACCCCGGCGCCGCCGGAGCCCCCGCGCUCCGAGUACGGGCGCCCGGCGGAGGGCCUGCAGGGGCCGGUGGAGGCGGUGCGGGACGAGGACGACGAGGACUUCCGCGCCAGAAGCGACCCCGCGGGGGCGGCCUCCCCCGGCGGCUGCCUGCGGCUCCUGGCCGCCAGCCCCGACGAGGACGCGGAGGCGGUGGCCGAGGUGGAGCUGCGCCUGGCGCAGCUUCCCGAGGAGCCGCGCGCACGGGUGCACGGCAUCGUUGUAGCCAUCGCGCAGAAGAUCCGAGGCUUCCUGGGAAGCCAGGGCGGCUCCGAGAAGGCCCUUGCCUUCUACCAGUUCUUACCGGAGCAAGGCUUCUUCACCAACAGGAUAGGCGACAAGCACUGGAUGCGCAAUGCGAAAAAUAGAAAGACCGCGGCGUCCACGGAGAUGUUCCUUGUACGCCAAGGCGCGGCGCUAGACGCCCCAGCGCCGGACGUCGCCGAGGCGGUCGCGGAGGAGGAGGGCGACAUUCGGGAUCAGGGCGCGCAGCGCCCGAGCAUUCGCAACGGGGCGCUGGCCGAGACGCAGGCGGGGGCGGGGCAGACGGAGCAGGCCGCGCUGAUUUGGGGAACGACGAGGGCGGCAGGUGCAACGUUCUUUUGGCUGCUCACGCGCUGCGUGAUCAACGUGGCCCUCACAUCUGGCUUCGGCGUGGUGCUGCUGACUUGCUGCCAUUUCAUAGACUGCAUGUACUUCGGCUUCCCCAACGGCAGUGCAUCCAACGUCACGGCGGAGCCUGCAGGUUUUAUUGGGAUUGCAUUCACUUACUUCCUGCGGACGCCAUGGCAGACUACUGCGGUUUACCGCGCGAUGUCUUUCAGAGCUCGCAGCACCGCCAGGGGUUUAGGCGGGCUUUUCUUCGUGACCAGACUCGUCCAGAACGACGUGCCUACCCUGGCGCUGACCAUGUGGGCCUACGCGCGCACGCGAGGGCAUGCAUUUCUGAGCAGAGCAGGACUGUGCCGCAAGAGCGAUCACAUCAUGCCCGAUGGAGCUUUCGACGGGCACUGCGUGCAAUGCGAGUUUGACAGGCAGUUCGACACAUGCGCGGAGGCGGACGACCACCUCCCCGUCAUUGCGAGGUGCACAGCUACGAUGACCAGAACGGCAGGUGAGAAGCCCGUCGUCAAUGCAAGCUGCGGCGAGUGUACCCAGGUACGCAUGGCACACCGGGGCGACGGUCCCUACGGUGGCCUCAUGGAGAAGACGCCAAGUGAUUGGGAGAUUGAGGAUAGUGGAGGCAUCGCAAGUUCUUUGGGCGCCAUCGCUCCAGACCUGGCGAAGGCCUUGGCGGCGGUGCUGUCGCUCGGCGGCGCGCCGGCCGCGACGGCCGCGGCCGUGCGCGCGACGGGGACCCUCCAGCGCGCGCCCCCUGCCUCGGGGGCCGAGUGCGGUCGGCAACGGUCGCGGCCGAUCCUGCCGGUGUUUCCGUGGGCGCCGCUCUGCUUGCAGAAAGGCGUGCAAGACAAGAGCGGCCACGCCUGGACAGUCCUGGGCGCCACCGUCUAG
Molecule: messenger RNA, 1947 nt
Organism: Prorocentrum cordatum
Lineage: Eukaryota; Dinophyceae; Prorocentrales; Prorocentraceae
Source: the annotation of a GenBank genome assembly